Rotaria sp. Silwood1 is the source of this 339-nucleotide messenger RNA. The record is from the annotation of a GenBank genome assembly. NCBI's taxonomy places the organism in Eukaryota, Metazoa, Rotifera, Eurotatoria, Philodinida, Philodinidae.
AUGGAUGGCUCGGUAUUAUGUGAACUACCUCAUUGGAUUAUUCAAUGGGCUAAUAAUCAUGUUCAAUCAUUUUUUCUAACAAACGGAAUUGAUAAUACCAUGCUUCUUCUAUGUUCACGACUGGACGGUCAUCGACUUUUACAGCUCUAUGAAAUUUGUAUGAUCAAUCGUGAAUCAAUGUAUCAAUCAUUGAAAAGUGAAUUGGCCAAUGUACAUCACAGAACAUUAACAAUUAGUGAUUAUGUUACUUUUCUUCAUGAGAUUCAACGUUAUAUUGCAUUAAUGCAUACCAUUUCUCAACCUGCAUCAUCAUCUUUACCUUCUUCUACAGCUUGCUAA